AUGAAUUCAUGCCCAGAGUUAAUCCGCGGGUUGGAGUGCAGUGAUCACAUUGCAGGCAGCUACCUCGCAAGUGAGUCUAGAUUUCAACACUUACAGCACGGAUCCGGGUUCGCUAAAAUGAGCUGCGCCGGAGAAGGGCGAUAUUCGGUUUCCAAGGAUUUCAAUUUGCACCAAUCACCUUACCCCGCUCUGAACCCCACCUCCGCCGCGCAACAGCCUAACGUUCACCCCACGCCGUCCUGUAGUAGCGUCCCGGCCGGGAGUCUCUCCUUCAGCCUGGGGACACCUGCCCGGGCCGCCUUCACUCAUCAGCAGGAGUACGUUUCUCCUCCGACCUACCUCCACCACCCGUAUUCCAGUAGCCAUGAGAUGGACUUUACCGCCGCGGGCUACGGCUCGAGUUGUGCGCAGCCGGCGAGUUUUUCUGGGUAUCAGUCCGGGUUAGGAGCGCUGGACCAGCGGCAGUAUCAGGCUUGCGCGCACGACGGGACGAGUCUGCCCCUGGCCCACAGCCGCUCCCCCGGCCAGUCCCCCGGAGACGGGAGGGAGUCUCCUCAACCGCACAGAAGUUACGGCGGCGGGAGCAAAACUUUUGAGUGGAUGAGAGUGAAGAGAAACCCGCCCCGCACAGUAAGGCCGGCGGUAACGUGCAGCAGCGACUACCCGGGAGACGACCUCACGAACAUCAACAACAACAACAGCGGUAGCCACGGCAACGGAUGCGGUGUCCUCACCCCGGGCGCCGCGAGGACCAACUUCACCACCAAGCAACUGACCGAGCUCGAGAAAGAGUUCCACUUCAACAAGUACCUGACGCGCGCCCGGCGGGUGGAGAUCGCUACCGCGCUGCAGCUGAACGAGACCCAGGUCAAAAUCUGGUUCCAGAACCGACGCAUGAAGCAGAAGAAGCGAGAGAAAGAGGGCUUGAUGUGCGGGUCAGCCCUCUCCUCUUCAUCCUCCUCCUCCUCCUCCCCUUCCUCCAGCGGCCAGGAGGACUCCCCCUCGGAUAAAUCUGACAACAGCGCCUCCCGGACACCUUCUCCGCCGCCUCCCAGCUCCAGACCCGAAGUCACAGCUCCUACACCGCUCCCUUUGUGUGAAAUGUCUUUCAGUGAUGAGGAAGGGCUUGAAGAUACCGUGGAUGUGUGGCACAGAUCCCCAAUGGGGCGUGUUUCAACCCCUUUGAAAUCUAAAACACAAAGGUUAGACCCCGGUCACUGUAUAUGUGUGUCACCAUACGGAAUCCACACAGUGUCAAGCAUUGCACUGUAGAGCACAGGUUCGAUUAGAUACAGCCUGGCUGCAGAUCUUCAAACUCCAGGACAACGAUUUUUGCAUAAAGUAUAUUCCCAAACAUUACAUUAAAAUCGACAUGCGUUUGAAAUCCAUUUGCACUGAGUUGUGUUCAGAUUUUUUAAAAUUGGUUUUGCAGUGAGGGAACAUUAUGUGGAACGUCUAGUAAAAUACAUUGCAUUGAACCAGUGUGACUCUCCUGGAUUAAAAGGGUUCUGAUAAUAAUCUUAUGCUCGUAUGUAUAUAGAUAGAUAGAUAGAUAGAUAGAUAGAUAGACAGACAGACAGACAGACAGACAGACAGACAGACAGGCAGACAGGCAGACAGACAGGCAGGCAGGCAGACAGACAGACAGACAGACAGACAGACAGACAGACAGGCAGAC
Molecule: messenger RNA, 1678 nt
Organism: Acipenser ruthenus (sterlet)
Lineage: Eukaryota; Metazoa; Chordata; Actinopteri; Acipenseriformes; Acipenseridae
Product: homeobox protein Hox-A1a-like
Exons: 3
Coding region: 1-1272 (423 amino acids)
Biological process (GO): regulation of transcription by RNA polymerase II
Cellular component (GO): nucleus
Molecular function (GO): DNA-binding transcription factor activity, RNA polymerase II-specific; RNA polymerase II cis-regulatory region sequence-specific DNA binding
Source: RefSeq, a predicted model, not a curated record